This is a messenger RNA of Venturia canescens, 3090 nucleotides long. Its product is annotated as prolactin-releasing peptide receptor-like. The transcript has 3 exons. The record is from RefSeq and is a predicted model, not a curated record. NCBI's taxonomy places the organism in Eukaryota, Metazoa, Arthropoda, Insecta, Hymenoptera, Ichneumonidae. Gene Ontology annotation, biological process: G protein-coupled receptor signaling pathway. Bases 1241 to 2434 code for a protein of 397 amino acids. Gene Ontology annotation, molecular function: neuropeptide Y receptor activity; neuropeptide binding. Gene Ontology annotation, cellular component: plasma membrane; neuron projection.
AAUCAGCGCGCCUCGGUUGACGCGCGCUCCUCCAUCCUUGUACUAACCACCCGGGAAUACCCUCGCCGUAUUAUCUCGCAUGAUAAUGUAUAAUAAUUCGAAUAUUUAAGGGGAUUGCCUUCAAUUUUUUUGUAUACUUUAAAAAUCAAAUCGCACUCAGGUCGAACUACCGAAAACGGCUUUCGGCGUCGGUUCGAUUUGGAGCAGCUGACUUCGGUGACGUGCCAAAGAUUUUUCGAAAACCUUCAAUUACUACUCGUUCAUUGAACCAACGGGCUUCAUGAAGCAUUCAAUUAUUGGCCUGCAAUGCGGCUAUAAAAAUACAAACAUUUUUCAACCGCGUACCGAACAGAGAAAAUCGCCCGAACUGGCGGCAACGAAUUGUAAAUUUAUCCGCGAAACAAAAAUAUCGACAAAAAGUCGAAAUAUUCGAAAACUCAAGUCCGAAGUGCAGUUAGUUUAGUGCGGAGGUCUGGAGCACUGGAAUUACUGUUUUUUUUUUAAAUCUCUCGUUUUUUGACGCACAAGAAGAGUUGAUUCGGUCUCGUGACUUCCGAAAAGAAGCAUCAUCGUUCACUGGUCUCCAAAAAAAGUCUGACGAGCGAACCCUGCCAAAGGGGACGAAUGAGACUAAAAAUUGCUUUUCAAAGGUAAAAAACUUUUCACAACUUUUAAUCUGUCAAGUGUGCGAUAUAUCAAAUCGACGCAGUCCCCAAGUUCCAGCCCGCCGUCCCCGAGUGUUCUCGUUGCACCGUGAACUUUUGCAACAGGUGGCGGCUUAGGGAUCGUGCGCUAAACGUUAAACUCUUGUGCGCCUGGAGUAAAAGAAAAAGCAAGUUGGUGCUGUUGCACGCCGAUUAAACACUGUACGGAAUCACGAAACUUUAUUCCACAAGCGGUGGAUUGGGCGUGUUUAUUUACGAGAGUUUGAAAAUCGCUUUAAACUCGUGCUUGAAAAUCUCUACCUCCGCGUCGACGCGAAAUGACUCGGGAUUACUAAUAACUGCGAGCAUUUAUUUUAAGCGAAGAAAAUUCGAGAGAAAGUUAAAUCCUGAAAGAGGGAAAAGUCAAAAAAAAAAAAAAAAAAAAAAAAAAGUAUUGGCUGGAUGAAAAUGCAACGAUAAAAAUUCCGAAAUAGAAGAAACUCGAGAAACUCAUGAAAAUGAAGUUAUCCAAGGAAGGUGGUGCGGAUCGGCCAUUUUAACUGUGCAACGUGAGAGAGUCAAAGAAGCUAAAGAAAAUGGGGGAUUCGGACUCGUCGAACGGGACGAGUAGCAACAACGCGAGUCUGCUAAGCAACGCUCCUGACUUCACGUCGGACUUCGUGGUGCAAAUGAUGUUUUGUAUAUUCUACGGUAACAUAUUUGUGCUGGGUGUGUUUGGGAACAUGUUGGUGUGUUACGUAGUAGCGCGUAACCGUCAGAUGCAGACGGUGACGAAUUUGUUCAUAACUAAUUUGGCGUUGAGCGACAUACUCUUGUGUUUUCUUGCGGUCCCAUUUACGCCGCUGUACACGUUUCUGGGUGGUUGGGUAUUCGGUAAGACAUUGUGUCACCUGGUGCCGUACGCGCAGGGGGUUAGUAUCUACAUAAGCACGUUGACUUUGACGGGGAUAGCGGUGGAUCGUUUCCUGGUGAUAAUAUAUCCGUUUCAUCCGCGGAUGAAGAUCGAGGUGUGUCAAUGUAUAAUAAUUGGGAUAUGGAUAGUGGCGUUGUUGGUAACGCUGCCUUACGGUCUGUACAUGAACUUGGAGGAAUCGAAUACGUUUUGCGAGGAGAAAUGGCCGAGCGACUACUUCCGUAUGAUAUUUAGUUCGAUGACGACGAUACUGCAGUUCGUAGUGCCAUUUUUCGUGAUCGCAUUUUGUUACGUCUGCGUGUCAAUGAAGCUCAACAAUCGUGCGCGUUUGAAACCUGGAAGAAAAACGAGUCGUAGAGAGGAGGCGGAUCGUGAGAGGAAGCGUCGUACGAACCGGAUGCUCAUUGCGAUGGUUGCUAUUUUCGGUGUCUCGUGGCUCCCCCUUAACAUAGUUAACGUCGUCGAUGACUUUUACGUGCCAGCCAAUGAUUGGUCUUAUUACAGGCUGUGCUUUUUCAUUUCGCAUUGUCUUGCGAUGAGCAGUGUGUGCUACAAUCCAUUUCUUUAUGCUUGGCUCAACGACAAUUUUCGAAAAGAAUUUAAGCAGGUUCUGCCCUGCUUCGCAAGGAGCUCAACCAUCUGCACUCCUCACACGACCGAGGCCUGCAAGAGCGAGAAAUUACUGUGCAACGGCAACGAGACGAUGCAGGAGAGCCUACUCGGGCAGGUAUCAACGCGGCAAAAUGCCUGCUCCACCGAAAUGGUUACUCUAGAACCUCGUGCACCUGUCGCCAACGAUCACUAUGCGGUCAACCAGUCAAGGGAUGUUGCGCACACCGAGGACGUAACAGUUUAAAUUUUCGGCCCGCUAACUCUCCUACUUCGGGGCGAACUGGACUGCGCAACACAUUAUGGUUGUUCAUUCCGAGGAGGUCACAGCACGUGGAGAACCAUAAACGAGAAAUUCCGAGCGAUCUUGAUAGCAAGGAUCGCUCAUUAUCUCCGUCUAAAAAAAGGUCGUGGGUCACGAGAAUUUCGUCUAAGUAUACUUACCGACGUUCAUCUCACUGAUUGCAAUGUACCCAAAGGAAAUAAGCUGUUUUUCGAUACGUUGAGAAAGCAGAAAUCAUGAAAAAUCUUUGAGAUAAGAAAUCGUAAAUGUGAUGGAAAUAGAAAAAUUUAUAUUUAUUUGUCCGUAACGGAAAAUUGCCAAGUGUUUAUUUAUUUCGAAAAUAUUAUAAUAAUAUUCGCUGUUAAAAUUGUGCGUCGAGUUUCAUCAAUUGUCGGUUGAAUGAUUACGUGUUGUAAAUCCUCGUUGUGGAACAAAAAUCUGAAAAUAAAUAGACCGAGUGCUUGGAUAAUGAAAAAAAAAUAUAUAUAUAUAUAUUGAAGCAGAAGUGAAACGGACAAAAGUCAAAAAUCAUUCGAGCAAACAUCGAUGAAAAAUGAUCUGAUGAAAAUGUAUUUUUUGUGUAAUGUAAAAUGACUCGGUUAGUAAAGAUUUGAGGAUAA